UGUGAGUUUUUAAACAUUUAUUUUCUCUCCCCUUUCUUUGGGGGCACUCUCCCCUUUAGGAUCUGGCCUGGACUUAGGCUACGAGAACUUGUUGACAAGUGAAAGCUUGGUAGAACCGCGGCCCGGUUUGUGUGUUUGUUUAUUUUUUACAAAGUGACUUCAUAUUUACUCUGGACCUCGUCUGUGCCCUUUGGGGGGACAUCGGCUCUGAUCAGCGCGCCAGCAGCCGCCGUCCGAGCUGCGGGGAAACGGGGCGCGCCCUCUGGGGGGCGAGUGGCAGUGUCCGAGCUAAUUUCCUCCGUAACCUUUAAACUCUCGCUGGAAGCCGUGGCGGCGGUUGAUCACGUGAGGCGAGCCCUGGGCUGCUGGGGAAGAAUUUCCUCCGCGGGGAGCCGGGGACGGGGACGGCUGCCUGGCGAGGGACGGCCCCGCGCCAGGGGACGCGAACCUGCGCGGGCGGGGCCGAGAGCGCGGAGGCCCGGGGCGCGGCCCGGGCCGGACUCCCCGGGGGACUGCGCAGGAAGAGGUCGUCUCUGCAACCUGCGAGCGGGGGUUAGUGCAAAUGGAAAAAGAAAACCUCGGUCCUCACUCGUGUACCAAUCAAGGCAGGCAGUUUGUAGCGACCGUGGUCUUUGAAGAUAUAAUGAAGUUCAAGAUCUUGAGAAGAGAUCAUUCUGGAUCACCCGGGUGGGCUAAAUCCAAAGACAAUACAAUGAAUAUACAGUGAAGCAGAUGGAGAUGGACACAGACACAGAGGAGAAGGCGAUGUAAAGACAGAGGCGAAGACUGGAGUGAUGAGGCCACAAGCCAAGGAAGCCAAAGAAUGUCGACAGCCCCCAGAAGCUGGAAGAGACUAGGAAAGGUUCUCCCCUGGAGCCUCCACAGAGAAUGAGGUCCUGUUGACAUCUUGACUUCAGACUUCUGGCUUCCAGAACUGCAGCAGCAGAAUGCCUUUGGAGUCCCUGGAAAGGAGCAAUCAGCCCUCUGAUAAAAUGGGUCUGGGCUAACUGUUUUUGAAGAAAUGCCACUCUGAAUAUGAAAUGACACAGAGCUUUAACAUGGCUCACUGGAGACCUGAGCUGCUCAAUUGCCCUGGGACCACAGAUCACUUGGAAAUGAAAAGAUAAUGAGAGUAGUUGCCCACUUCGGGCUUUGGGACUUGUUUCAACCAAGGUCUGGUGACUAGUACAGAACAUGGACAGCAUCCAGAUUCUAAGUCCCUGCCUGACCAGUUACCAGCUCUGUGAUUCCAAGUGAAUCACUUAAUGGCUCUGAGCCUCAGUGUCCUCAUCCAGAUGAAAGAGGCGAGUCAUCUCUGCCACCUACUCACAGUGUUGAUCUCAGACAAGAGAAGAUGUCAUCAUUGCCAAGAAGAGCAAAAGUAAAGGCCCAGACUGCAGUAGCCAAAGAUGAAUUUUCUUCCUUCUCCGAGCUAUCAUCUGCCUCUGAAGAAGAUGACAAGGAAGAUAGUGCCUGGGAGCCUCAAAAGAAAGUCCCCAGAAGCCGUAAGCAGCCUGUUCCCAAGGAAUCCAAACCAAAGAGGGUGCCACGGGUGAAGAAGAACACCCUACAGAUCAGUGAUGGCCCAGAAGGCGUGGCUGUUAAGGAGGAGCUGAACAGCUCUGUGGCUAUUGCCGAUGUUGACUUGGAAGACAGAAAAAAUAAAUCGGAUACUGUGCAGCCUCUGAAGACAGCGAAGACAAAAAGGAAAAAUUCAGCUCAGUCACCUUCAGCUCAGAGGACCAAAAAGCUGAAAGUUGAUGAAGAAACCCACAAAGCCAGCAACUUGGAGAGUGGGAGUAACAGUUCAGAGACACCGUCCACAAGCACUAUGUGGGAAGGUGCAUGCAAGAAGGAAGAGAAUGAAGAUGAUGUUACAUUCGGUCAGUCCCCUUUAAAGAGAGUGAAGACCGAAACAUGUCCUCAGGGGGAGCCUGUCAGGUUUCCGGCAGACGCCCACAAUAUUAAAGAGGAGGUGGAAAUGAACUGGGACAUAGUACAGGUUUUAUCUGAGAGAACGAAUAUUGAACUUUGGGUUUGUGCCAACAUCAUUCGUCUCUUUAAUGAUGAUAACACAAUUCCCUUCAUUAUACGUUAUCGAAAAGAGCUCAUUAAUAACCUUGAUGCCGAUUCCUUGAGAGAAGUUCGACAAACCCUGGAGGAGCUACGGGCUGUUGCAAAGAAGGUUUAUAGUACAAUCCAGAAAAUUAAGAAAGAGGGGAAGAUGUCUGAAUGCUUGUUAAAAGCCUUGCUGAACUGUAAAACUUUUGAAGAACUAGAACACGUGUCGGCUCCAUAUAAAACUGGGAGCAAAGGCACAAAAGCCCAGAGAGCAAAGCAGUUGGGAUUAGAAGGAGCAGCCAGGACACUGCUGGAGAAUCCAGGGGGGCUCAGUCUGCUGUCUUACGUGCGACCCAAUGUAAAAGGGCUCUCAGCACUCCAGGAUAUUGAAACAGGAGUGCAGCAUAUUCUAGCAGACAUGAUUGCUAAAGACAAAGACACGCUGGACUUCAUUCGGAAAUUGUGCCAAAAUAGAUAUAUUUGUAUCCAGUCAUCUCUGGCAAAAGUCUCCUCAAAAAAAGUAAAUGAGAAAGAUGUUGAUAAGUUUCAGCUGUACCAGAAUUUUUCAUGCAACAUAAGAAACAUCCAACAUCAUCAGAUUCUGGCAAUUAACCGUGGAGAAAAUUUGAAGAUACUGACGGUCAAGGUCAACAUUUCUGAUGGAGUGAAGAACGAAUUCUGUAGAUGGUGCAUCCAGAAUAGGUGGAGACCACGAGGCUUUGCAAGGCCAGAGUUAAUGAAGAUCUUAUACAAUUCACUGGACGAUUCCUUUAAACGCCUUAUUUAUCCUCUCCUCUGUAGAGAGUUCAGAGCCAAACUAACAUCAGAUGCAGAGAAGGAAUCAGUAAUGAUGUUUGGGCGAAACCUUCGUCAGCUCCUCUUAACAAGCCCCGUUCCAGGGCGCACCUUGAUGGGAGUGGAUCCUGGUUACAAGCAUGGUUGCAAGUUAGCUAUAAUUUCUCCUACCAGUCAGAUACUUCAUACUGAUGUGGUUUAUUUGCAUUGUGGACAAGGCUUUCGAGAGGCAGAGAAAAUAAAGAGGCUUUUGCUGAAUUUCAACUGCAGCACAGUGGUGAUUGGAAAUGGAACUGCCUGCCGGGAAACAGAAGCUUACUUUGCUGACCUGAUAAUGAAAAAUUACUUUGCACCACUGGAUGUUGUUUACUGUAUUGUCAGUGAAGCAGGAGCAUCAAUCUACAGUGUCAGCCCUGAAGCUAACAAAGAGAUGCCAGGACUGGACCCUAAUUUGAGAAGUGCAGUUUCCAUAGCAAGGCGUGUACAAGAUCCAUUAGCUGAGCUGGUGAAAAUUGAGCCAAAGCACAUUGGAGUUGGAAUGUAUCAGCACGAUGUGUCUCAGACUUUACUCAAGGCAACACUGGACAGUGUUGUGGAAGAAUGUGUCAGCUUUGUGGGAGUGGAUAUUAACAUCUGUUCAGAAGUUUUGUUAAGGCAUAUUGCAGGACUCAAUGCCAACCGAGCCAAAAAUAUUAUUGAAUGGCGAGAGAAAAACGGGCCCUUCAUCAACAGAGAACAGCUGAAGAAAGUGAAAGGGCUGGGUCCAAAAUCUUUCCAACAGUGUGCAGGCUUCAUCAGAAUCAACCAGGAUUAUGUUCGAACAUUUUGCAGCAGUCAGCAAACUGAAUCUGCAGGUCACAUUCAGGGAGUUGCUGUAACAUCUUCAGCGGGCGUUGAGGUCACAAAUGAGAAGCAGGGCAAGAAGAAGAGCAAAACUGCAGUGAAUGUUGUACUGAUGCCAAAUCCCUUGGACCAAACUUGUAUUCACCCGGAAUCGUAUGACAUAGCGAUGAGGUUUUUAUCAUUCAUUGGAGGGACACUGUGUGACAUUGGAAAGCCUGAAAUGCAACAAAAAAUAAAUUCAUUCCUUGAAAAGGAAGGAAUAGAGAAAAUUGCAGAAAGAUUGCGAACAACUGUUCACACGUUACAAGUCAUCAUAGAUGGUCUCAAUCAGCCUGAAAGCUUUGACUUUCGAACAGAUUUUGAUAAGCCUGAUUUCAAAAGAAGCAUAGUCUGCUUGGAAGACCUACAGGUUGGGACAGUCCUUACAGGCAAAGUCGAGAAUGCCACUCUGUUUGGAAUUUUUGUGGAUAUAGGAGUGGGGAGAUCAGGGUUGAUUCCCAUACGAAAUGUAACAGAAGCAAAACUUUCUAAAACAAAGAAGAGAAGGAGUCUUGGACUGGGCCCUGGAGAAAGAGUGGAAGUCCAAGUACUCAACAUUGACAUCCCCCGAUCUAGGAUUACUCUGGACCUCCUUCGGGUGUUGUGAGUGUCCCACUGAAGGCCUUGUUUCUGCAGAUUGGCAAGAAUGUCAGAUGGUUGUGAAUUCUAGAUUGCAGUUGAGGAAGACUUCACUUAAUAUCAGAAGUAUUUUCCAAACACUUACCUUAUUUUUCCUUCUGAAUAAAUAGAAAACUAACAGUUUGAUUUCUUUUCCCCUUAAAGAAAGCAACUAAUAGACAUCCUUCUGUGGCUUUAGGUAGUAAUAAUUUUCUGACCAAAACUUUAUUUUUUGUAAUUCAUCUUCGACUCUUUUUGCAUUUUGUAUAACAGAUUAUUUCGCUUCCACUUGCCAUCAUGCCUUGCUGGACUUCUAUGGAAGUAUCUUCUUGAUUUGAAUUAUACGAUGUUUCUUGACACAGUAGGGCUGGCAGUAUUUAAUCCUCCUUUUUUAUAGAUUUUUUUAAUCAUGCCUUUUAGACUUGAUUUAUGAUUUUCCCUCACCAAGAAAACCAAAAAUAUACCAAUAAAACAGAUCCUGAUGUGUUCAUAACCAUCAAGUGAAUGGUUCAAAAUAUUUCUCAGAAGGAUAUAUGUAUUGAUCCCUACAAUAAAGUUUUGUGGCUAGUGA
Messenger RNA from Equus caballus (horse), 4927 nucleotides. NCBI's taxonomy places the organism in Eukaryota, Metazoa, Chordata, Mammalia, Perissodactyla, Equidae. The record is from RefSeq and is a predicted model, not a curated record.